AUGAAAACCUGCCUGGAGGAAGGCGACGACUCUCUGACUGAAGGUUAUGUCGGCUCACUGCAUGAAAGCAGGCACGGGAGCUCCGUGCAAAUACGGCGGCGUAAAGCAUCCGGGGACCCUUACUGGGCGUACUCAGGUACAUAUGGUCCUGAGCACUGGGUUACUUCAAGCGUGCAUUGUGCAGGUAACCAGCAGUCUCCAAUAGACAUCGUGGACCACGAGGCAAAAGUUGGAGAUGAGUAUCAAGAAUUACAGCUCGAUGGCUUUGACAACGAGUCUUCUAACAAGACGUGGAUGAAAAACACUGGGAAAACGGUCGCUAUCCUCCUGAAGGAUGAUUAUUUCGUCAGUGGUGCCGGACUGCCAGGCAGAUUCAAAGCAGAAAAAGUGGAGUUUCACUGGGGUCAGAGCAAUGGAUCAGCCGGCUCGGAGCACAGCAUCAAUGGCAAGAGAUUCCCUGUCGAGAUGCAGAUUUACUUCUACAAUCCUGACGACUUUGACAGCUUUGGAGCAGCGAUUUUAGAAAACAGGAUAAUAGGCGCCAUGGCUGUGUUUUUCCAAGUCAGUCAGAGGGACAAUCCGGCACUGGAUCCUAUUAUCCAUGGGUUGAAGGGCGUCGUACAUCAUGAGAAGGAGACCUUUCUGGAUCCCUUUGUGCUGAGAGACCUGCUGCCAGCAUCGCUGGGAAGUUACUACCGCUAUACAGGCUCUCUGACAACUCCUCCGUGUAGUCAGAUUGUGGAGUGGAUAGUUUUUCGCAGACCUGUUCCUAUUUCUUACCAUCAGCUGGAGGCGUUUUAUUCCAUAUUUACCACGGAGCAGCAAGACCACGUCAAAUCCGUGGAGUAUUUGAGGAAUAACUUCCGGCCACAACAAAGUCUGAACGGCAGGGUGGUGUCUAAGUCUGCUGUGAAAGAUGCUUGGAGCCAAGACAUGACAGACAUCUUAGAAAACCCACUCGGCACGGAGGCUUCCAAAGCUUGCAGUACUCCACCUGUCAACAUGAAAGUUCAGCCUGUGAACAAAACCGCCUUGCUAGUGACCUGGAACCAACCUGAGAUUAUCUACCACCCUCCCAUUGUGAACUAUAUGAUUUCCUACAGCUGGACUAAAAACGAAGAUGAAAAGGAGAAGACUUUCACCAAGGACAGUGACAAGGACCUGAAAGCCAUCAUUAGCCAUGUCUCACCUGACAUCCUUUAUCUGUUCAGAGUUCAAGCAGUGUGCCGAAAUGACAUGCGUAGUGACUUUAGCCAGACAAUGCUUUUCCAAGCUAACACAACUCGAAUUUUUGAGGGGACCAGAAUUGUAAAAACAGGAGUGAGUAAUGAGCAGAAUGGAAAGAGAAAGAGAAAGAAAACAAAAGGAAAAACGGCCCGAGGUAGCAUAUCAGGUACCCCUACUGAUGCUCUCUCUGCUGUGUUUUCUUCCCUUGCCCCUCCUGGUGACCUCUUCAAGCCUACAGCUUCUCCUGCUUCCUCCGCUGACAUGGCUCCCAUCAGUUCUGGAUCUUCUACCUGGACUUCCUCUGGCCUUCCCUUCUCCUUUGUUUCAAUGGCAACAGGAAUGGGACCUUCCUCCAGCGGGAGCCAAGCCACGGUGGCUUCUGUGGUGACCAGCACGCUGCUUGCCGGCCUGGGCUUUAGCGGUGGCGGUAUUUCCUCUUUUCCUAGUACUGUGUGGCCGACCCGGCUUCCGACUGCUGCUUCUACCAGCAAACAGUCAGCCAGGCCCGUGCUCGCUACCACGGAGGCUUUAUCUUCCCCAGGACCAGACAGCGAUUCCACCCUCCCAAAAGACAAUGACGGAGCGGAGGAAGGAGAAAAGGAUGAGAAGAGCGAGAGCGAGGAUGGCGAAAGGGAGCACGAAGAAGAGGGAGAAAAAGAAUCAGAAAAAAAAGAGAAAAGUGCAGCGACGGAGGCUGCCGAGGUACAAAAUAACACCGAGUCCGCGCCCGCCACUGUUUCCCCCAAUAGGACUGCGGAAAAGGAAGGAAAUAAAACCAUACCUGGUCAAGAGCAAAACCAAAACGUUUUCCCAACAGAUAGGAGCCCCGAAGAAGGGAGCACGACCGAAACAGAUACCCAGCCCCAACCCCUCCCUUCCACCCAAGUGCCACCAGCAUUCACAAACGAACAUUACCUAGGGCAAAUCCCUGGGAGACCAGAGACAGCAUCAUGGAAACCUUUUCCUAAAGACGACAGGUUUCUGGAGGAAAAUCCGUCAGAUAACAAGUUCAUCACCAUAAACCCAGCAGACAAGAACAGCUCCAGUAUGGCCACCAGACCGUCCGGCAAAAUGGAGUGGAUCAUCCCACUGAUCGUGGUUUCGGCCUUGACCUUUGUGUGCCUCAUACUCCUUAUAGCUGUGCUCGUGUACUGGAGAAAGUGUUUUCAGACUGCUCAUUUCUAUGUGGAGGACAGCAGCUCGCCUCGAGUGGUCCCCAAUGAAAGUAUUCCCAUUAUACCUAUUCCAGAUGACAUGGAAGCCAUUCCUGUCAAACAGUUUGUUAAACAUAUCAGUGAACUGUAUUCAAAUAACCAGCAUGGAUUCUCAGAAGACUUUGAGGAAGUGCAGCGCUGUACGGCCGACAUGAGCAUCACGGCAGAACAUUCCAACCACCCCGAUAACAAGCACAAGAACAGAUACAUCAACAUUUUAGCAUAUGAUCACAGUAGGGUGAAGCUAAGGCCUUUACCGGGAAAAGACUCUAAGCACAGCGACUACAUUAAUGCUAAUUAUGUUGAUGGUUACAACAAAGCAAAAGCCUACAUAGCCACCCAGGGACCCUUAAAGUCGACAUUUGAAGAUUUCUGGAGGAUGAUUUGGGAGCAAAAUACCGGAAUUAUUGUCAUGAUCACAAACCUUGUGGAAAAGGGAAGGAGGAAAUGCGAUCAGUACUGGCCCACCGAGAACAGCGAGGAGUACGGCAACAUUAUCGUCACGCUGAAGAGCACAAAAGUCCAUGCCUGCUACACCGUCCGCCGCUUCACGGUCCGAAACGCCAAGAUGAAGAAGGGUCAGAAAGGCAACCCCAAGGGGCGGCAGAACGAGAGGACGGUCAUCCAGUACCACUACACCCAGUGGCCCGACAUGGGCGUGCCGGAGUACGCGCUGCCGGUGCUGACCUUCGUGAGGAGAUCCUCCGCAGCCAGGACCCCGGAGAUGGGGCCCGUGGUCGUGCACUGCAGCGCUGGUGUGGGCAGGACUGGCACCUACAUUGUGAUCGACAGCAUGCUGCAGCAGAUAAAAGACAAAAGCACAGUCAAUGUCCUGGGCUUUCUGAAACACAUCAGGACCCAGCGCAACUACCUCGUCCAGACAGAGGAGCAGUACAUUUUUAUUCAUGAUGCCUUGUUGGAAGCCAUCCUUGGGAAGGAAACGGAAGUGUCUGCAAAUCAGCUGCAUAGUUACGUUAACAGCAUCCUCAUACCUGGAAUAGGAGGCAAGACACGACUAGAGAAACAGUUCAAGCUGGUUACACAAUGUAAUGCAAAAUAUGUGGAAUGCUUCAGUGCUCAGAAAGACUGCAACAAAGAGAAGAACAGGAACUCAUCAGUUGUGCCGUCUGAGCGUGCGCGAGUGGGCCUCGCACCCUUGCCUGGAAUGAAGGGAACCGACUACAUUAAUGCCUCUUACAUCAUGGGUUACUACAGGAGCAAUGAGUUCAUCAUCACCCAGCACCCUCUGCCCCACACAACUAAGGACUUCUGGCGAAUGAUCUGGGAUCACAAUGCGCAGAUCAUUGUCAUGCUGCCAGACAACCAGAGCUUGGCAGAAGAUGAGUUUGUGUACUGGCCAAGUCGGGAGGAGUCCAUGAACUGCGAGGCCUUUACCGUGACCCUUAUCAGCAAAGACAGACUGUGCCUCUCUAAUGAAGAGCAAAUUAUCAUCCAUGACUUCAUCCUUGAAGCUACCCAGGAUGACUACGUGCUGGAAGUGCGCCACUUCCAGUGUCCCAAAUGGCCAAACCCAGACGCCCCCAUAAGCAGUACCUUUGAACUUAUCAAUGUAAUCAAGGAAGAGGCCUUAACGAGGGAUGGCCCCACCAUUGUUCACGAUGAGUACGGAGCGGUGUCGGCGGGAACGCUGUGUGCCCUCACCACCCUGUCGCAGCAGCUGGAGAAUGAAAACGCUGUCGAUGUUUUCCAGGUGGCAAAGAUGAUCAAUCUGAUGCGGCCUGGAGUAUUUACAGACAUUGAACAGUACCAAUUUCUUUAUAAAGCGAUGCUCAGCUUGGUCAGCACUAAGGAAAACGGAAACGGCCCCAUGACACUGGACAAAAACGGUGCUGUGAUGACCAACGAUGAGUCGGAUCCGGCAGAAAGCAUGGAGUCUCUUGUCUAAUUGGACCCCUGAAAAGGCACUUACUUUGUAGAACUUCUGGAGACUGAGUGAACUUUUUUGAGGCCUUUUUUUGCCAGACUCUAGGUUAUACAAUAACCCAAUUACUUUUUUACACUGAUAAAAGUUUUGAUAUUUAUUUUUUGCCAUUUUAUGUCUUAAUGGUAUCCUACUGAGCAUUUGCACCUCUGUUUAUUUCACACAGUGAAACGCAAUUUUAUCUAGUUUGCACUAUAUGAUCAGUGUUACUGCCUAUAAUAUUCUAAUACAAAAGCAAGCCCUGAUGUGACAUUCCAUGACAACAAGCAUAUGCUACUUUUUUAGUUUCGAUGCAGUGAAGUUUUGUUAACGGUGACCCCUGAAUCUUAAAUCUUAGAUGCUAGACCCGAUGGAUUCUGACUACAAGAAAUACUGUUUCCCUUCAUGCUCCUAAUAUUUAUUGUUUUAAUCUUCAUUUCACGUUGGUCAUUGGUAUAGGUCUUCUGCAUGGCAGUAGAGUGGAUGAGCAAUGUUCAUCCUUUCUUGACAAAAUGUGUUAGGUGAUUACUAGCUACAGUUGAGAUGGACUAGCCAUGGGGAGCUGAAGCAAUUGCUUUUGUACUGUUUCAGAUCCCUGUUCUGUGUACUGGAAGGCUUAAAAAUUGCUUCACAUGGAACACAGAAAAAAAUGACAUUAGAAAACAUAAAACACAACAACUCAUACUGGGACACAGUCAUGGAUUUCGAAUUUACGGCUUCAGGAAGAAAUGUCAAUUUUAGUUUUUAAAACAGCCACGUGGCAGGAAAAUGCCGUGAUUUUAUUUCCACCCUAGCUAAUACAGUGAAAACUAUGCUACAACCUACAAUCAGGUCUGCUUUCAGAGACGUGACGGUAGCAAUAUUUCACAUUACUAAGCUAUUCGAUAUUUCAAACAUUAAUUUCCUUACGCUUUCUUGAACGUGACCUCACACCUAAUGGUAUGUUACAUGAUGAAGACAGGCGUUUCUUAAUUUCAUAACUGUUAGAUGCCAUUUUUACAGGUGUGUAAUUUUCAUACUCUAGUGCUAAAACAAAGUACUGAUCCAUAUUUACUGGUGAAGCAAACUAAUAAAAAACUACCUAUAAAGUUACAUUCUUCCUCUUUUUUUUUUUGUUUUUUUUUUGGCUAAACUAACUGUUCAGUUCAAAGCUUUUGAUUCCUUGCUCAUUCCCACACAAAUCAAACGUUCCCUCAAAAACGAGGGGGCUGAAAUAAUUUGGUUAUCCUCUUGAACUGUUAGGUGCACUUCCCUUAUUAGCUCCCCUUUUGACAGCGUUAAGGUCCCUGGUUAUCAGCGCCUGCUUCGAGUCAGAGCUAAAGACAUCCUUGGCAGCUGUGCUAAAUAGCAAACAGGAUUGCUGAAUCAGGCCCCUUCCCGUCGAGGUGUUAUUUUGGAUGUUCUGGAGCAUGGGGUAGAUGUAAAGGCGCUGUCCCUCAUCUAUGGGAUGAUUUUUCUUUAGUCUUACAUUUCAGCUAAACCCAGAGGGCACUGUAAGGUUGCAGGACUCUUCAGCAAUAUUAAAGCAUAUUUUUCAUCUAGUUUUUGACACAAUUUUUUUUUUUCUGUUUCCAGUAGGACCUCCCUGGGGCAUAGGCAUCUGCAAGACAAAAAACGCUUCUUCCAUUGGAGAAUUGCAGACUGCAUUUUGGGGCAGAGCAGUCAGCUAGGAAGGAGCGAGGGGUGCUGUGCAUUAAAAAAAAUGUGAAGGGUGCCCAUUUGGAGCCAGGCGCUCAGCUGUUGUAAAUCGAUAGAGCCUCGCUGACAUCAGUGGAGCAAUGCCAGUUUACUCCAGCUGAAGACCUGACCCUGUAUUUUUAAUGCUGGAAAGAUUUCUUCCGUGCACCUCUCCCCCCUCAACCAGGCAAACCAACUAUGGAAGGAUUUCACCAGUAACCAUCUAUGGAUUUAUCUGAAUUUGCUUAACUAUUUGAUACUACCGGUCCCUAAUACUAGCCGAUGCUAAGUAGCAAUGCAUCACGCACCAUGUUUUCAGCACCAAGGAAUCUAAUUCAAUUCAGUAAGAUAAAUAGCAAGGUGAAUCACGAUGCUUUAGCCCUCCCAUUAACACCAGCAUGAAGACAGCCUGGCUGUGACAGGUUAGCCCGUCUCGGAUACUGUAGGAGUUUAGGCUGGCUCUCCAGUUGCUGAGUGGCAGUGGCGGAGGUUAUUCAAGCACAGUUCCCAUGUUGCCGUCCUCACUGCUUAGUCUGGGGCUGAAACGUUUCACCGGGAGGUGAAUUUACCAGCCCGCGUUGGCGACAGAGGUUUCGGUGCUGGCAGCAGUGGUUGUGCCAGGGCCCAGAAGGACUCAGAUGAACUCUUAUCAGUUCACACCUGAAGUAUUUCGGUUGCUGGGUGGGGUCGUCACCCCAUUCACGAGAGGAACCGGGUAGUUUGAACAUUUGUGGAGAGAGGAAUUUGUUCAGCGCACCUAGGAAUGAGUUCCCUGCCGUUUCAGUGCGUUUUGAGGGCAGAAGAAGAUGACCCUGUUAGUGACGCUUUGCCUGGCUUUUCUCGCCUUCUCUUCCUUGCCUUCGCACCAUGUGUUAAGUCAAAUGAGGGAAGGCUGCAGGGUUGAACGCUGGUAAAGGGUGGACGUUUGUGCAUUGGCAUUCUCCUGCACCUGC
Messenger RNA from Alligator sinensis (Chinese alligator), 6992 nucleotides. It is a transcript of the gene PTPRG, whose product is annotated as protein tyrosine phosphatase, receptor type G. Gene Ontology annotation, biological process: protein dephosphorylation. Gene Ontology annotation, molecular function: protein binding; protein tyrosine phosphatase activity. The transcript has 29 exons. Lineage: Eukaryota; Metazoa; Chordata; Crocodylia; Alligatoridae. The coding region runs from base 1 to 4347 and encodes 1448 amino acids. The record is from RefSeq and is a predicted model, not a curated record.